UGUUUGUUUUAAGUGUGGAACGAUCCAUCGCAGAGCGCCGGGCUCGAUUGACACUGUCUGCUGAUCGGCUACUGCGGAUUGCUCAGAAUAACAAGGCUGCUCGCUAAUUCCCGUCUAUCGGGGCUUUCGGCGAAACAGCGAGAGUAGGGGUCCAUAAAAAGCUAACAAGGCAGGCAAGAACGCCGCGCCGCCGGAGUCCGUACCCCAGUAUGGCUUCAGGAGACCUUUACGAGGUGGAGCGGAUUGUGGACAAGAGGCGGAACAAGAAGGGUAAAUGGGAGUACCUGAUUAGGUGGAAGGGCUAUGGAAGUAAAGAGGACACCUGGGAGCCAGAGCACCAUCUACUGCACUGUGAGGAGUUCAUCGACCAGUUCAAUAGCUUGCGAUUGCACUCACACAAACGGCCCAAAAUUCCAAAAAAUCGCGGAGGGAGCCUUAUGACCAGCCACCCAUCUGCCACAGAAAUCUCCAAAGCUCGGUCUGAAGCCCGAAAGAAGAAAAGUACUUGUGGCCCAGCUGUAGGGGUUAGAGGCGGAACUGUUUUAGGGAUUGGAAGUGGAGGGUCAGGACCGGGACCCACUCAGAAACAAAGGAGAGUGGGUGUAGGACAUGGGAAGCAUGCUUUAGGGGACAGAAUGAGCAAAGCCAUGACCUACAAGGCUCCUCCUCACUUUGCUGCCCCAGUGAGGAACCCUCAUAACGGACUCCAGAAUGGAGAGAUGGAGCCGCUCGUGUACAGGCCGGCAGCAAGGUCACAUAGACUGUCCUCAGACAGAGUGGAGGGGGAUCUAGGAGACAUGGAUACCACUGGACAGAAAUUCACCAGUGAACUAGGCUCACCUCUGGCCAAUGGCAAGAUGCAUCUGCCCAGCUCAGUAAAGCGGAAGCUGGUUGAGGAGAAAGGCUAUGUGUUCGACAAGCGGCUCAGGUACAACGUGCGACAGAACGAGAGCAACUGUCGAUUCAGAGACAUUGUGGUCAGAAAGGAGGAGGGCUUCACGCAUGUCCUGCUAUCCAGCCAAACAACAGACAACAACGCUCUGACACCAGAGAUCAUGAAAGAAGUGUGUCGGGCUCUGGGUAAUGCAGCUGCUGAUGAUAGUAAAUUAUUAUUGCUCAGCUCUGUGGGGACUGUUUUCUGCAGCGGCCUGGAGCCGUCCUACCUGAUAGGGCGUCUAUCCACUGACCGUAGAAAAGAGAGCAGCCGCAUAGCAGAUGCUGUACGGGAGUUUGUGUUGGCAUUUAUCCACUUCAAGAAACCUAUCGUGGUGGCAAUAAAUGGGCCUGCUCUGGGCUUAGGGGCCUCCAUCCUGCCCCUGUGUGAUGUGGUGUGGGCCAGUGAGAGGGCCUGGUUCCAAACUCCAUGUGCAGCCCUCCACCUCACCCCAUCUGGCUGCUCUUCUUAUACCUUUCCUCAGAUCCUGGGUGUAGCUCUGGCCAAUGAGAUGCUGUUCUGUGGGAGAAAACUCACAGCGCAAGAAGCAUGCAGUCGAGGUCUGGUGUCACAGGUCUUUUGGCCAACCACAUUUAACCAAGAAGUGAUGCUACGUGUAAGAGAAAUGGCAUCCUGCAAUGCAGUGGUUUUAGAAGAGUCCAAAUGCCUGGUGAGGAGCAUCAUCUUGUCUGUUCUAGAGGAGGUGAAUGAGAAGGAGUGUCAGAUGCUGAAGCAGCUGUGGUGUUCAACCAAAGGACUAGAGGCACUCUUCAGUUAUCUGCAUAACAAAGCAUAUGAGAAGUGAUCAUCCACGGUUAUCUCAAACUGAAGGAAGUUGCAUUGAGGGCAUUUGUUUGAAUCCAUCAGCAGAGGGCAACCUGGAGUUGAGUUUGCUUGCUUCUCUACCAACAAUUCCUUCAUGAUCAUCUUUUGUAAAGCAACUUUUUUAUUGGACCCAUAACCGUCCAGAUGUUUAUUCUCUGUUUAAGAAGUUUAAGAGCAAAGGGCCAAAUGUGCAUUGCUGAAAUAAGCACUGAAGGAGGUUCUCGAGGGAGGUACAGAGUGUUUCUGUAUAAAUGUGAGACUUAAUCAUCAGGAUGUAUGCAAUCAAUGUAUGUCUGAUAGCACAUGAUAAAGUGAUGAUAAUAUAUAUUAAUAUAUAUUUAUUUAAAGUGUGUCAAAGAGUUGCUUUCUGUAUAUAAGAUGCAUUUUUCAGGAUUCCCUUUUAGUUGCUUAUUGUUUUGAUCUGAAGUGUAAACCAAAGUUUGCAUGAGGACAUGGUUUCUUCCUCCUUUUAAAAUGCACAUUCCAUUCUCUCUGUUUUGACUGAAGAAAAGUGUUAGAAAACUGCUCAUAAAUGUUAGCAAAUCAAAGCGGUUGUCUGCUCAAAGCAUGUUAUCUCAUGAGAUAACAUAAAAUGUCAUGAAAUACUGACACUUGUCAUUGUAACUGCAUCACACACUUCAUCGUUCAUAAUGCAAAAGUCAAUAUUAAAUAGAACAAACAUCUUGUUGCUCAGCAACAUCUUAAUCAUCUUCAUCAUCUCACUUAAGUACAUAAUCACCAAUAACAGGAUUAAAAUUGUCUGAUGAUAUACAUGAAAUAUCAUCCUCAUUCUGUCAACAUCCAUAUGUCUUU
This is a messenger RNA of Scomber japonicus (chub mackerel), 2572 nucleotides long. Its product is annotated as chromodomain Y-like protein 2. Gene Ontology annotation, molecular function: transcription corepressor activity. Gene Ontology annotation, cellular component: nucleus. The transcript is spliced from 7 exons. Lineage: Eukaryota; Metazoa; Chordata; Actinopteri; Scombriformes; Scombridae. The record is from RefSeq and is a predicted model, not a curated record. Bases 210 to 1739 code for a protein of 509 amino acids.